Vanessa tameamea is the source of this 1679-nucleotide messenger RNA. It is a transcript of the gene Nmd3, whose product is annotated as 60S ribosomal export protein NMD3. Gene Ontology annotation, molecular function: ribosomal large subunit binding. The record is from RefSeq and is a predicted model, not a curated record. Gene Ontology annotation, cellular component: cytoplasm; nucleus. Gene Ontology annotation, biological process: ribosomal large subunit export from nucleus. The transcript is spliced from 9 exons. Lineage: Eukaryota; Metazoa; Arthropoda; Insecta; Lepidoptera; Nymphalidae. The coding region runs from base 130 to 1632 and encodes 500 amino acids.
CUAUAAUAUGUCAUAAGACUCAUAAGUUCAACACGUUUGAAGUCGUACAAUUUUAUGAAAUAUUUAAUAGUUUUUUUUUAGAUUUUUGACUUUAAGACCACACACGGUAAAAAAUCUAUUCGUUUGAUAAUGGAAUAUAUAUCACCUGAAAAUGAGUUAGUCCCUAAUGGGACUCGAAUAUUAUGCUGCCAAUGUGCAGUGCCAAUCGAAGCAAACCCUUCGAACAUGUGUGUCGCAUGUCUAAGAGCUCAUGUUGAUAUCACAGAUGGCAUACCAAAACAAGCAACCUUGUUUUUUUGCAGAGGCUGUGAAAGAUACUUGCAACCUCCGUCAGAAUGGUUAGUUUGUGCUCUUGAAUCUCGGGAGCUUCUUGCCGUUUGUUUAAAAAGACUUAAAGGUCUUAAUCGAGUGAAAUUAGUUGAUGCAGGCUUUGCUUGGACUGAACCACAUUCCAAGAGAAUUAAAGUAAAGCUAACAGUACAAGGUGAAGUGAUGGGUGGAACAGUUCUCCAGCAGACAUUCAUAGUGGAAUAUGUGAUUCAGCAUCAGAUGUGUGAUGCUUGUCAUCGUUCAGAAGCUCAGGACUACUGGCGUGCCCUGGUACAAGUUCGUCAAAGAGCUAAUAACAGAAAAACAUUUUAUUACUUGGAGCAAUUGAUAUUAAGGCACAAAGCUCAUGUUAAUACACUUGGAAUUAAACCUAACUGUGAGGGUUUGGACUUUUUCUAUGCUACAGAAAAUCAUGCUCGGAAAAUGGUUGAUUUUAUUCAAUCAGUGUUGCCAAUUAAAUGUCAGCAAUCAAAAAAACUGAUUUCACACGAUAUUCACAGUAAUAUCUAUAAUUACAAAUUCACAUUCAGUGUCGAAAUUGUGCCUUUAUCAAAGGACAGUGUUGUAUGCUUACCUAAGAAGUUGACACAGAGUCUGGGAUCGAUAUCACCUAUAUGUUUGGUGCAGCGUGUCACAAGCACUUUGCAUUUAAUUGAUGCAUACACUGGACAAGUUUGUGAUAUCUCAUCAACCCAAUAUUGGCGCUACCCAUUCAACCCAAUAUGUAAUCCGAAACAGUUGGUGGAAUAUAUUGUUAUGGACAUUGAUAUAUUAAAGGAACAUGAAAAGAAAACUUUCCCAGGACAAGGCACAGUGUCGAACAAGCAUGUUAUAGCAGAUGUAUGGGUUGUUAAAGCGAGUGAACUUGGCCUAGAUAUAAGUCCAGUGCAUACAAAAACACAUUUAGGACAUAUAUUAAAACCCGGUGACACUGUAUUGGGAUACAAUUUGGGUGAAUCAAACGUGAACGACGUGCACCUGGAAAAACUGGACCGUAGCUUGAUCCCCGACGUGUACCUCGUCAAGAAGCACUAUGGGGAGAAAGCGGCACGGAGACGCGCGCGCGCCUGGAAGCUGCGACACAUGCACGAGCAGCCCGUCUCCAUCACCGACGAUGAUUAUAACGAGUUUUUGGAUGACUUAGAAGAAGACCCAGCUAUGAGACAGAAUAUCAACAUAUUCAAGGACGAGAACAAGAUACCAGUCGACACUGAUGAAAUAGAUCCGUCCUUACCGAGAAUCACUCUUGCUGAAAUGCUGGACGAUUUGAUCAUUGAAGACGAAGAAAUGACAGAAGUGUAAUGUUGAUUUAUAUGAUUUUGGUAUAUUAAUGUACUUUAUAAUAAAAA